Quercus lobata is the source of this 1173-nucleotide messenger RNA. RefSeq lists its product as uncharacterized. The transcript has 4 exons. The record is from RefSeq and is a predicted model, not a curated record. The coding region runs from base 1 to 1173 and encodes 390 amino acids. NCBI's taxonomy places the organism in Eukaryota, Viridiplantae, Streptophyta, Magnoliopsida, Fagales, Fagaceae. Gene Ontology annotation, molecular function: nucleic acid binding; RNA-DNA hybrid ribonuclease activity.
AUGAAUGCUGCCUUGAAUCGGUUCAUCUCUCGGUCAGUGGAUAGAUGCAGACCCUUCUUCCUAUUGUUGAAUAAAUGGAAGGGAUUCGAGUGGACUGAGGAGUGUGCCUUGGCCUUUCAACAACUUAAGGAAUACCUUUCUCGGCCACCUAUCAUGUCUAGGCCUAAGGUGGACGAGGUCCAGUUUGCUUACAUUGCUGUGGCCCCUUAUGCUGUGUUAGUGCGAAUUGAUAUUGGUAUACAGAGACCAAUUUGUUAUGUGGGCAAGUCAUUAUAUAAGACCGAGGUCCGUUACCUGCCACUGGAGAAGGCCAUUCUGGCGGUGGUGCAAGCUACACGUAAACUCCCCCACUACUUCCGAUCACAUAUAGUUGUCAUCCUGACCCAACUUUCGCUUAGGUCUCUACUUUGGAGCACUGAUUACACGGGGAGGAUUGCCAAAUGGGGUACAAUCCUAGGAGCUUUUAACAUUAAGUACAUGCCUUGCACCUCUGUUAAGGGUCAGGAGCCCUUAUCUUGGAAGGUAUAUGUUGAUGGUGCAGCAAAUCAAAAGGGGUCUAGAGUGGGGCUAGUUCUGGUAUCUCCUAAAAAGAUCACUAUUGAGAAAUCAUUAAGGUUGGGCUUCUCGGCUAUAAACAACGAGGCUGAAUAUGAGGCUCUGCUGGUGGGUAUGGCUGUGGUUCAAAAAAUGGGCAGAAAGGCAGUAAAGAUUUUCUCGGAUUCAAGAUUGGUCGUAGGCCAAGUGAGGGGAGAAUUAGAGGCAAGGAAUAGUGGAAACACAUAUGCUAAUUCUCUAGCCACUCUUGCAACCUCCUCAGCACAGGGCUUACCUCGGGUCAUCCUCGGUGAGGACUUGUGCAAGCCCACUGAAGUAGAGGGAGAGGUGGUCCAUGUUCACCAGGUUAGGGUAGGACCUAGCUGGAUGGACCCCAUGGUGCUAUUCUUAAAAGAGGAUAUAUUGCCCAAAGAGAAAUCAGAAGCUGACAAGGUACGGAGAAAGGCUCCUCGGUUCUGGCUAUCCGGGGACCAAAAGUUGUACAAACGCUCAUUUUCUAGGUCAUACCUGCUAUGCAUAUACCUUAAGACAUCAAAGCUACUCCUUAAGGGGUUACAUGAAGGGAUUUGUGGAAGCUACACAGGAGGCAGAUCUUUGUCUCACAAAGCCAUCACUUAG